UGGGUGCCCUAACAACUUGAGGCUAGAUGCUUCUGCGGCAGAUGAAGGUAGAGCUCCUGCCUGUGCCCCAAACUGCUUCUCUCUUCCUUUGAUUUAUGCAUGACUCUUGCAUUUGCAGUGCCACUGAUCACUUGGAAGAAUAAAGGAGGUGCUUAGCUUGAAGAUGGCAACCACCACUGACCUGAAGGAAGUCAGUGGUACCCAAAACUCUGGGGACACUUUGCUGCCAGAUUUCCCUAAGGGACCACUUUGUGUGUACCGCAAGAAGGCUUCCUUCAACUGGAAGGAGAUGGCAGUGUUUUUAGAGGGAAAAGAACUCCUCCAAUAUAAGAAUGGAAUCUUCUGUACUUUGGAAAAUGAUCCACUCUUCUCUCGUCACCAUGGAGAAGAUAUAACCCAAGAGAAACUUCGUGAGCUGACAUUCCUGCGUUGCAAGAAGCUCUUUGAAUAUGAGUUUGUAAAUAUGGAAGAUCUCAUAGUGAAUCCAUUAAAACUUAUGAUACUGUUACAGUGCCUUGGGAUGUAUGAUUGGUCUGUCGGUCUCAAAUACCUCUUAAAUCACCAAAAUUUCAAGAAUAUGAUUGAAAGUGCUGGAUCUGAGAGGCAUAAGGAAUUGGUGAGACAAGUCGAUAAUAUGGAGAUUUUUGGAUGUUUUGCUCUGACUGAACUUAGCCAUGGAACCAAUACAAAGGCUAUCAGGACAACUGCCCGAUAUGACCCCAGUACUCAGGAAUUUGUCAUCAACACUCCAGAUUUUGAAGCUGCCAAGUUUUGGAUUGGUAACAUGGGAAAAAAUGCUACUCAUGCGGUUGUGUAUGCCCAACUCUAUACUCCUGAUGGAAAAUGCCAUGGAUUGCAUACUUUUGUUGUACAGAUUCGAGAUACAAAAACAUUGCUGCCAAUGCCUGGAGUGAUGGUAGGUGACAUAGGAAAGAAACUUGGACAGAAUGGUUUGGAUAAUGGAUUUGCCAUGUUUCACAAUGUCAGGAUACCUAAAGAAAACUUACUGAACAGUACUGGAGAUGUCACAGUGGAGGGAGUAUACACAAGCUCAUUUAAGGAUCUCAAACAUCGUCUUGGUGCCUCUCUUGGGUCUUUAUCCGUUGGCAGAAUUUCUAUAGUACAAAUGUCUGUUGCUAAUUUAAAGCUCGCUUUAUCGAUAGCUAUUCGUUUCUCUGCAACACGCCGCCAAUUUGGGCCGACAGAUGAUGAAGAAAUACCAGUCCUUGAAUACCAAAUGCAGCAAUGGCGCCUUCUUCCCUAUCUGGCAGCUACGUAUGCCUUAGACCAUUUUGUUAAGACUUUGUUCAUGAACUUUGUAGAAUUUAAAAUCGGCGUUGUGAUGAAGGAAAAGAGCCUAAGACAGGCUGAACUCGGACGUGAACUUCAUGCUUUGGCUGCUGCUGGCAAACCACUGGCCUCCUGGACUGCACAGCAGGCGGCCCAGGAAUGUCGAGAAGCUUGUGGAGGACAUGGCUACCUAUCCAUAAAUCGUCUAGGUGAUAUCCGCAAUGAGAAUGAUCCAAACUGCACAUACGAAGGAGACAAUAAUGUCCUGCUGCAGCAAACUAGCAACUACUUGUUGAAUUGGGUGACUGUGAAACACCAAGAUAAAGCGCCUAUUGAAUCCCCUUUUGGAACAGUAAACUUUUUGGAAGAUUACCAUUAUAUUCUGAGCCAAAAAUUUACAGCCUCUAGUGCUGAAGAUUGCAUGAACUCUUCAGUUCCUUUAGCAGCCUACAAAUGGCUGGUGUGUUACCUACUCCAAGAAAGUGACCUAAAGGUGAACCAGAAAAAACAGUCUGGAUGUAGUGAUUUUGAGGCAAGAAACAACAGCCAGGUAUACUACUGUCGUUCAUUAGCUAUAGCUUUUAUUGAGCAUACAGUCUUACAAAGAUACCAUGAUUACACUCAUGAUCCCACCACACCAUCUACCCUCCAGCCUGUCCUAAAGCAACUCAGUGCUCUCUAUGGACUAUGGUCUUUAAGUAAACAUAUGGCUGUGCUCUAUCAAGGUGGAUAUAUUUCAGGUGAACAACCUAGUAAGUUCAUCCAAAAUGCUAUUCUGGAACUUUGUUCCAAGUUGAAAGAUGAUGCUGUUGCCUUGGUUGAUGUCAUUGCUCCUCCUGACUUCAUUCUGAACUCACCCAUUGGCAGAUCUGAUGGAGAGCUAUAUAAAAAUCUCUGGAGUGCAGUCUUGCAAGGCAGCGAAGUCCUGCAGAGACCAUCAUGGUGGGCAGAAUUUUGUACCAAUAAGCCCAUUGUAGGCAGGCUGAGAUCAAGACUAUAAUUCAAAUAAGCUGUUAAAAUGGCCUAAGAAGGGAUAACCUAAAUGAAACAUUUUGAAAGGUUGCAAAUGAGGGUUUUUGUAUUAAGAUGUCAAGAACUGGAAUAACUUUGAAAUCAAAUCCAGCUUGGUUUCAAGGACUGUUGAAAUCAUAAUGGCAGGAUUAUUUCAGCACUUCCGCAUAGUUUUGCUAUUAAUCAGUCAAAAAGCUCCAUUCAUAUUACUUGCUUAUCACAACUUUAAAAUAUAUGUUCAAUAAGUGCAGAUUAAUUAUUACUUCUGUCAUCAUUA
Molecule: messenger RNA, 2578 nt
Organism: Gavialis gangeticus (Gharial)
Lineage: Eukaryota; Metazoa; Chordata; Crocodylia; Gavialidae
Gene: ACOX3
Product: acyl-CoA oxidase 3, pristanoyl
Exons: 18
Coding region: 164-2290 (708 amino acids)
Biological process (GO): fatty acid beta-oxidation using acyl-CoA oxidase; lipid homeostasis
Cellular component (GO): peroxisome
Molecular function (GO): fatty acid binding; pristanoyl-CoA oxidase activity; FAD binding
Source: RefSeq, a predicted model, not a curated record